AUGAGGGAUAGAUUUCAGGAGCUGCGCGCCCUCGCGCUGCAGCUGCAUCCAUUAGCAGCAGCGCAGAUGCAUCAGGGUGAGGGGCCCCCUGGGGCCCCUGGGGGCCCAUCAGGGUUUGUAGGAGGGUCUCCAGUGGAUUUGGAAGAGGGUUUGGGUACUGGAGGGGGCCCCCCAGGGGGGCCCCCAGGGGGGCCCCAAGGAGGGGGUUUUUUAGGGGAUUAUUUUAAUAAAGUAAAUAUAUUAGCAGAGGCAUUAGCACAAAUAGGAGAAAAGAUUGAAUUAAUGCAGGACCUUAAGACAAGACUAGUAGAGGCAACAAGUCCUGAUGAUGAGAAAGAUGUAUCCCAUGAAUUACAUAAAGUAUUAUCAGCAGGAACAACAUUAAUGCAGAAAACAAAGAAAGCAAUAGAAGGAUUAAAGGAAGAAAAUAAACAAUUUGCUGCACAAAAAGGGAAUAUAAAUUGUGUUGCUGAAUUAAGAAUUAGACAAAAUCUGCAGCAAACCCUAGCAGCAGAACUGCAGCAGCAGCUGCAGCUACUACAGCUCAGACAGGCAGAGUAUAGAUUACAAGUAAGAAAAAAAGCUAUUCGUCAAGUUAAGCUUGUGUACCCUGAUGCUGUUGACUCGGAAAUUGAGGGUUUGGUGGACUCGGGAGAACUUACAGCAGCAACAGCAAUUAAGAUGAAGGUUUCUGGUACUCACCAGGCAUUGAAGAACGCUACUGCAGACAUUCAAGACAAAUACCGUGACAUCCGCAGGCUGGAGCAAAGUGUUGCUGAGUUACACCAGAUGUUUGUUGAGUUAUCUUUCUUAGUAGAAGCACAAGGAGAAAUGGUUGAACAAAUUCAAUACUCUGUACAACAAGCUAAAGAAUAUACAGCCAAGGCCGAGAAGGAGUUGCUGCAGGCACGAAGAAAUCAGAAAUCAGCGAAGGCGCGCAUGUUUUGGAUUUCUGUUAUUUUAAUUAUCAUCAUUGCGAUUGUCCUCGUCCCCGUCUUUGUCACUCUCCUUAAGUAG
Molecule: messenger RNA, 1017 nt
Organism: Eimeria maxima
Lineage: Eukaryota; Apicomplexa; Conoidasida; Eucoccidiorida; Eimeriidae
Product: syntaxin, putative
Exons: 7
Coding region: 1-1017 (338 amino acids)
Biological process (GO): intracellular protein transport; exocytosis; vesicle fusion
Cellular component (GO): plasma membrane; endomembrane system; SNARE complex
Molecular function (GO): SNAP receptor activity; SNARE binding
Source: RefSeq, a predicted model, not a curated record